Molecule: messenger RNA, 4275 nt
Organism: Gregarina niphandrodes
Lineage: Eukaryota; Apicomplexa; Conoidasida; Eugregarinorida; Gregarinidae
Exons: 1
Coding region: 1-4275 (1424 amino acids)
Source: RefSeq, a predicted model, not a curated record
AUGGCGGGUGCAGCGAACGCCCGGAAUGUGUGUGGAGCGUGUGCAUACCGGUCGUUCGCGCAAGUUUUCAUGUUGGGUAGGGCCUUGUUGUUCGGCUCCUUGUGCCUGGGAGGUCCGUCGGGUGGGCACAGCGUGACGUUUCAUUCAGUGGCUGCGAGUGGUGGUCCAAUUUCGAAGAGUUUUGGACAGGGGCAAACGAACGACCCAUUAAAGCUGGUACCGCACUUCAAUUGGGGUGCUCAGAUUCUAAGCGAGUGCGAGAAGCAUGGCUACUCAGCCGACUUGGAUAAUUUCCCCUUUGAUGAAGACCGUCGGUGCAUUGAUGACCCUUGGAUUGCCAAAUGUUAUCUGGCUCGACAACUUAGCCAGACCGUACAAACUUGUACAGAUCUAUUCAGCCAACAUGGCAACCUCUGCCAAGUCUGGCCGGAUGCUCUUGCUAAUUACUGCUGUGCCACUUCACAAACAUACUCACAAAGCUGCAACGCCAAUCAACUUACUGGAGCAGCACAUGUCCCCCCAUACGACAAACAAAUUGUCCAACUGUACCUACCUCGCAGCGUCCCCACUCGCAACCUGCAACAGACUUCGGACAUGACUUCGUACCGGGACCUUAGACAACGGAAACAAUCAACGCGGUCCAAGACAGGCUAUGAAGAAACGCUGAGGGGACCACGCUCCGGUCUGUCCGUGAAGGUCGACUUGGACAUGGGAGCGCGGACGGACAUGGGAGCGCAGACGGACAUGGGAGCGCAGACGGACAUGGAAGCGCGGACGGAGGAAGUGAUUUCGAUACCGAGCGAAGAAAGCCUCUUCGCGUUGGAAGAGCAUUUGCUAGCGAACGACGGGGCACUAGCCUGGCAAGACGGCCGGUCUUGGGCGGACUUACUGCGUCGGCAGGGCCUGGACUCGAACCUCUCCAUGGGAAACCCGUCUGGUUGGGAAUCCCAAUCUGGUUGGGAAUCCCAAUCUGGUUGGGAGUUCCAGUCGUGGGACGACGAGUCGGAGUGGUGGAAUGAGGAGUCGGAGUCGUGGGCCGUGCAGUCUUUGGCCUCCUCGGAGUCGAGGAGCGACUCGGCGGGGGCACUGUCUUCGUCGCAGUCGGACCGCUUAACGACCAACUUGGUGAUUGUGUAUCCGAGUCGGUUGCAGGUGUGUCCCUUAGUGGUAUCGACUUGGAAGUCGAUGCGACUGAUGGCGAGUUUGUACGACCUCGAGAGCAUGCUCCCAAGUCGGCAAUGGCUAGAGCGCGACACAGCGAAACGUUUCAUCGACCAAUUCGGCGCGCAAAUCCCACUGGUUCUCGAUGGUGCGCGCUGGCUCGCUCGGGAACCCCAAACCCGAUCCCAAGACCAAGUCAGAACCGAAGACCAAGUCAGAACCGAAGACCAAGAUCGGGUUCAAGACUCAGCCACAAGUUCAACAUCAGCCACAAGUUCGACGUCGAGUACAGAGUGUGAAGGAGGGUUUGGUCGGUUCAGUCGCGAAGUAUCAGGUUUAGCGAUCCAGUAUGUUUCAGGCGAAUUGACGAUUGAGGAAACCAAGACGCAAUUAGUUCAAGUCCUGGAUCGCAACUUCCGCGUAUUGAAUGGUGACCGAGCGCGAUUAAAUCCUCAGCAGUUACGACAGACAUUACGUUACACUGGUUUCAUAUCGGAUGCAUUCCAAAUCGCACCCGGAUGUUGGCAAAACCACCUACUCGCUACGGCAGCUCGAGACCGCUCGAAUCGUCUAGAAGUGUCGCAAGUUGUACCGCGUAUUGUCGACAUGCUGAACUACCUUGAAGACAAAAUCGCAAACUGCGGAAACUGUCUUGACAAAGUGUGGCAAGAAGUCGAACGAAUCGCGGCCACAAAAUCCUCACCAGGACAGCGACGGGAUGAAGAGCACAAGGCUUCUGAUGCAAGUCAAUCAUCUGAAGGUCAGUGGUCUGACCAGGGUCAGUGGUCUGAGCAGGGUCAGUGGUCUGAGCAGUUUUCUGACCCAUGGUCUGCUGAGCAUUCGUCCGACUCCCCGCCGUCGUCGGUGGUAAGUGAUUGGGUUUUAGAAAACGUGCGAUGGACGCGCGUUCAGCUGGAACAUCUGCAGAUUGACCCGAGUCGGACCUGGGGCGACAUCAUGGUGACACUUGUCAACGGCGCAAUAUUGCCUUUCACAAACCAACGUGAAGGUGAAGAAAAUGUAUACGGAGAUAUGGCGUAUAAGUUCCUUCUAGCACUCACCACAGACGUGUCCGAACCAGUACCCAGACUCGGUCUAGAAGUGCACAAGUUUAUCCGUAACGACCUUGGUUGCACUCGUAAACCCCAUCGCAGAUUGCAAGCAGGCGAGGAGGAGCUGGAGGACGUCAUGGGCGACACAAAAGCGGGGAUGGAAGAGACGGUAGAGGACACCGUCAAUGACUAUCAGCUCUUCGAUGUCGAAAUGCGUAUGGCGGACUCGUCUGCCGUGGAAGGGAAUGUGGUCGGAGACGAAAGGUGGGAGAUGGAGGAACGGGAAGAGAGGUCAUUACAAACCGACGUGCCGCGUAUGUUGCGGCGGAAGGGACCGUUCACGAUUGAGCGUGAGAUUCAAUUGCUGGAAAGCGGCGCAGAGGCGGAGACAAAACCACGAAUGAGAGCCCCUGAGCCGGACGCGGAGGAGGGUGCCGACCUGCGCUUCUUGCCCCGCAAGGCGUUGUUGGGUCGCUUCCAAGACAUGUAUGAUGUCGCACAAAUGCGCGAAGAUCUUCGCAACAAACGCGCCGAGAAAAACAUCGCAACAGAGCAAGCGACCGCACCCGUGACGGGACCUGUGACGGGUCCGGUGACGGGACCGGUGACGGGACCGGUGACGGGACCGGUGACGGGUGGGCGGGCACUAGCGUUGCGGAUGGUGGAAGACACCGACUCCGUCGAUGGUGGUCCCCUUUCCCCUGGUCUUGAGAAGUAUGGGGACAUUGCAUCUGAUAACCACCAAGACCUGGAGUAUGAGCCGUUGGACCUAUCACCUGCGAGCGAAACGGGGGCGACGGCGCGAGAGAUGGCACCAGCUGUUGGGGCACCUGGACCGUUGGGAGCGGUGGGUCGUGUGCCUCCAUCACACAGUGCGCCAGAGCGUGUAUGGCGUGAUGAGGAUCCGAGUGCUGGUGUAUGGCCGGUUGGUUUUCCGAUAGAAGGAAUCAAUUUGGUUCUGCCAGUGGCGGUAGAUAACCUGGGUUUAUCGCCAGGGUUUGUACGAGCGGAGAUGAAUGGUACGAGCGUGUCUGGAUUAUCAGGUAAUAGUUCACCGUAUGCACUUGCGCAGAGUGAACACCCAUUACAGACAAGGACAAGACCUUUGGUACCUGUUACGGGACCGGGUGCCGAAGUUCAGGGUUUUCAAUGUGCUGACCGACUUACGUUUUUCUUCUCCGACUUUGUCGGCCGUUGGCUCGCACGCGCCAAUUGUUACGACCUACUUGCGGCGUUCGGAUGUAAAGGACAACGUGCAGGAGCACUCCUUCCUUUGCCCCUUGCACUGCAUGCAUGUCCACACACGUGGAUACGUGGCUGCAGUACACGAGUCACCUCUGGUGAAAUAUUCCGUCAACUCAAUCAAGCAAGCAACUCUUCAACGGCGGACGGAGAUGACUUGCUUUUCGAAAAACGCGACUUAGCAGAAAUCGUCGGAGCCAGUCCUGAUGGACAUUCCGUGAACACGCAGCUAGACCCGUUGGUAGCACACUCGGCUGCAGCACAGAGCAUUGCACUCCUCGCAAAACGGCUGCCCAAGUCCGCUGCUUAUUCACCCUUACGAGAGUGUUUGCGUUCUGCCACUCGUAGUGCACAAGAACUACCCGAACUGCAAAGCAGCCUCAAGGGUCAAGGUAUGUUGCCCCACGAAGACUGGGAUGACGAUUUCACUGAACCGUUCAACACACUUGGAACGUCGGCGCUCUUCGAAACGGAGCCUGUGCCAGAUUCGGCGGAGCUGGAAGGCCAUGGCCUACCCCAGGAGGUCUUUCCAGAAAAAUUGCCGCCAACUUUGGUUCAAGACCCGCCAGCUCAAGAUCCGUCGUCACUGGUUCAAGACCCGGCGACGCCAGACCAGGUGCAAUAUUCACUGACUCAUGAAGCAUUUAAAAGUCCCUUCGACCUACUCUACCAAGAGCUCCAAACUAUCGCGAGAACGGCAUACCCGGAGCAACUAAGCGCCCAAACCAGUCACGCCCAAUCCGAGAUACCCCUGACAGCUUUCACCUUAGUCAUCCUUUUUUAUUCCGGCCUUCUCGAUGGCACGACACACCAAAGAUAA